CAGUCCAGCAUUGCUGUGCAAGCAGAUGUUCUUCCUCUGAUGCCAAUUCUUACCGUUUUCGCAUUUUUUGGAGAGGGUAUUCUUUUUCGCGCGAGGUGCUGCAAAGUGACAGCAAGCAACAGAAAACUGGCUCCCUCCUCGGCUCAGUGACAGAGACGGGGAGAGUUGUGAACGGAUAGCUGCUUUGGAGACGUACAUCACAGUGCAAGAAGAAAAAAAAAACCCGCGGCGGAGAGAGCAAGGCAGCAGUUCAUUUACCACACCUGUGAUGCGUUGUUCUGAGCAACGAAGACGCACGACCGGGAUACAGAUGGCCACGGUACGGCAGGAGGAUAUGUGUUAAGGAAAAGAAAGGGACUUGGGCGUUGUGAACAAGUGCUACAGAGGACACUCUCCGGACCUUAAAAAAAAGCCCUUUGUGCCGGUGUUUCUUCUUUCUGCCUUUUGAAACUUAGGUGAUAAAAACCCACGAAGAUGCCCUUACUUCUGGGCCCCUUUGUCCGCGCCACGCUCCUUGCGCUCUGGCUCGUCUUUGCUGGCUUCACCUGCACUGGUUCCGAGCACGCCACAGCAACGCUUCCUGCCUCCUUCUCGGACCUGUUACCUCACUUCUUGGUGGAGCCGGAGGAUGAGUUCAUUGUGAAGAACAAGCCGGUGACGCUGACCUGCCGCUCCACCCCUGCCACGCAGAUAUACUUCAAGUGCAACGGCGAGUGGGUUCACCAGGACGACCACUUGAUCGAGCGGACUGUUGACCCAGCCACAGCGCUGCCAAUCAUGCAGGUGACAAUUGACAUUACCAGACAGCAGGUGGAGAAGAUCUUCGGUCUGGAUGAGUACUGGUGUCAGUGUGUCGCCUGGAGCACCACCGGGACUCAGAAGAGCCAAAAAGCGUACAUCAGGAUCGCUUACCUGAGAAAGAACUUUGAGGAGGAGCCGCAGGGUAAAGAGGUGGCAUUGGACCAGGAGGUGUUACUGCGCUGCCAUCCCCCCGAGGGAGUGCCACAAGCCGAGGUGGAGUGGCAGAGAAACGAGGAUGUGAUCAACCCAGCGAGCGACCCCAAUUAUUUCAUCACAACCGACCAUAAUCUCGUCAUCAAAAAGGCCCGGCUGGCGGACACGGGCAACUACACCUGUGUGGCCAAAAACAUCGUCGCUCGCCGCAAAAGCACCUCUGCCACGGUCCUAGUCUAUGUCAACGGCGGCUGGUCCACGUGGACCACCUGGUCGUCCUGCAGUGCUGUGUGUGGGCGUGGCUGGCAGAAGAGGAGUCGGAGCUGCACCAACCCCACGCCACUGAAUGGAGGCACAUCCUGUGAGGGGCAGAACGUCCAGAAAAGUGCCUGCGUGGCCACCUGUCCAGUGGACGGAGGCUGGAGCGAGUGGAGCAAGUGGUCGGCGUGUGGUUCAGACUGCUCGAUGUGGAGAAGCAGGGAGUGCACCCAGCCCUCACCUGGCACUGGGGGCAAAGACUGCCAGGGGCUCGACCUCCAGUCUCUCAACUGCACCAGCGAGCAGUGCCCACAGACUGUGAGUGGUGCAGAGGACGUGGCGCUCUACGUGGGCAUGGUAGCGGUGGCCCUGUGUCUGACUCUGCUGCUCAUCGUGGUGGUCCUGGUCUACCGGCGCAAGAAGGAGGGCCUGGACGCCGACGUGGCGGACUCCUCCAUCCUCACCACUGGCUUCCAGCCCAUGGGCAUCAAGCCCAGCAAGCCAGGUGUGUGGGCACCGCGGCCACGCAGGCCUCCCCCCCACAGCAAGAAUUCCCAUUUGCUCACCAUCCAGCCCGAUUUAACCACUACCACCACCAGUUACCAAGGCACCCUGCGCUCUCGCCACGACGCCACUGGGAAGUUUUCAAUGACAAACGGGCCUCUGCUGGACCCACUUCCCAACGGCUCGCACACUCUGCACAACGGGAAGCUUAACUCAGACCCUGCUGAGUUUGUGAGCAGGCUGUCCACUCAGAGCUACUUUAAAACGCUGCCCCGCGAUGUAGCGAACACCUCCUACGGGACCUUCAACUUCCUGGGAGGGAGGCUAACGAUUCCCAACACAGGAAUCAGUCUGCUCAUUCCUCCCGAGGCCAUCCCCAGAGGAAAGAUCUAUGAGAUUUAUCUCACUGUUCAGAGGAAGGAAGAUUUAAGGUUACCCCUGGCCGGCUGCCAGACUCUGCUCAGCCCCGUUGUGAGUUGUGGCCCUCCAGGGGUGGUCCUGAGCCGGCCAGUUAUCCUCAGCAUGGACCACUGCUCUGACGCAUGCCUCGAUAACUGGGCCGUCCGCCUCAAGAAGCAGAACUAUGAGGGCACUUGGGAGGACGUUCUGCUGAUGGGGGAGGAGCUGGUGUCGGAGCCCUAUUAUUGCCAGCUCGAGGCAGAAACUUGCCGGCUUUUCACGGAGCAACUGGGCACCCUCGCCCUGGUGGGAGAGUCCCUGCACAUGGGCGCUGCCAAGCGCCUGAGGCUGGUGCUCUUCUCCGAUGCAUACUGCUCCACGCUGGAGUACAACAUCAGGGUCUACUGCAUGGACGACACACAAGACGUCUUUAAGGAGGUGAUGCAGAUGGAGCGGCAGCUCGGGGGUCGGCUGAUUGACGAGCCCCACGUCCUGCUUUUCAAAGACAGCUACCACAACCUGCGCCUGUCCAUCCAUGACAUGCCCCAGGCGCACUGGAGGAGCAAGCUGCUAGCCGGCUACCAGGAGAUCCCGUUCUAUCACAUCUGGAACGGUUCCCAGCGGUACCUGCACUGCACGUUCACUCUGGAGCGGCUCAGCCUAAGCACCUGUGAGCUCACCUGCCAGCUGUGCGUGUGGCAGGUGGAGGGGGAGGGACAGAGCUUUAGCCUCGACUUUAACAUUGCCAAGGACACCCGAGCUGUGGACUCUGAGUUCCUGUUAAUGGACAGUAAUGCCACAGCUCUGGCAGGGCCCAGCGCCUUCCAGAUCCCGUACCUCAUCAGGCAGAAGAUCUGCAGCAGCCUGGACGCCCCCUGUCCCAACGGAGCCGACUGGAGAAUGCUAGCACAAAGACUUAAACUUGAGAGACACAUGAGUUUCUUUGCAUCCAAAGCGAGCCCAACCUCUGUGAUCCUGGACCUGUGGGAGGCACAACAUUUCCACAGCGGCAACAUCAACCAGCUGGCCACGGUCAUGGCUGACAUUGGCAAACAAGAAGCCAUGAUAUUCCUGGUCUCUGAUGGCGAGUGCUAACCCAGAAAAGGGGGAGAGACUGGUGCAGAGGAAAAAAAAAACAACAAAAAAAAGUACAGAACACAACAACAAAACACACAAAAACAACAAUUACAGCAGCAGGAAUCGAAGAGCAGAGCUGUCCCCAUGUCCCUCUUCUUCACUUUAGAAGGCAGUAAAGGGUUUAUGUAGGAUCGAGUCCCUAUAUCCCAUGGAACACAGUGAAAAUCUUUAAAAGACAGACCAAAUGAGAGUUUGGGUGUGUGGGGAAAUGUAUUCAUGAAGUCAAUAAAAAAACUACCCUUUAUUUUCCAUCAAGUUUAAUUAGUCCACACCCUGCUUUAAAGACAGCGUUAAAUUAACUUAAUGCCUUUUAUAGAAAUAGGCCAUUUAUGGCUAAUAAGGAGCAAUAUGCAAACGUAAUGCUACUACCGAUGGCCAAUACUGCAGAUUAAAAAACUUUGAUUCCGAAAUAUUAAAUAUUGAAUAAAAGGGAUGUGACAAAAGGUGCCAGGCAUUUCAGGUUAAAAAGAACAGGCGACAUAUGCAAUUGGCAGGUUUGUUAUAUGACAUCAUCUCAGAUACUUUCAUCAAGGUCAUCAGGGUCUGUGAACGUCCCCUCCCGAGCCCAGCGACACUCUGUAGGUGCGCGCCUCAUAUGUGUCGUUAUCUGUUUCUAAAAACACACACAGACAGCUUGUAGCACAUCCUGGACUCGCAGGUUUAAAAUAGAUUGUAUGUCAGAGGCCCAAAAACCCAUCUCAUCUUGUUUGUGUUUUAGUUCAGCCGGUAUCACUACUGUGAAUGUAACAUCUUGACAUCUUGAUUCAGCGAGACGCUUCGCAGCUUCCCUGCUUCUGAAUCAAUAUAUGUGGGGUUUGGGUGCUUUGAACUUUUUUUUUUUUUUGAGGGAGGAGUGAGUAAUAUCUUCACUAAAGUCAUAUUUCAGAAGCCAUUUCUAUUCAAAGCUCGUGAUUUUGAUCCGUGCAGUUUAUUUCACGUUUCGCAUUACCCCCCCAAUCGUUCAUCGUGGCGUUUUUCUGUUUCAAAUUCCACCGCUAAUGAAGGAGCCAUAGGGCCGAAAGGCGUUCCAGCUGCAUAUAUGUGAACACUGAAUGUCGUCAAAACUCAUUUCUGAAAUGACAUUUUCCCCCUGAUUACAUUAAUUCUGUAGCAGAACAUAAAAAUAUAGCCAAAAGGGUUAUUAUCCCGCAUGAAUAAUGCAGAACGGUCUCCCCGCAGAAAGAAAAAUCUGACAACAAAUUCUUCAAAAUCUUCACCAGAAUACUCACGACAAAAGGGUCAUUGUGCAGCUUUGUUUUUAUAAUUCAUAAAGCAAUGUUGGUGGGAAUUCUAUAUGUGCUGUGUGGCAAACAGUAUUUCCACAUCAAAGAAACGCCUGUCUCUCAGAGAAAGUUAAGAGCUGCUUAUUCAUAAUGUCACGCCUCUGCUCACAAAAGAUGCUUUGAAAGGAUUUUUUUUUCCUUUUAGUUAUUUUCAGCCAGGAUGGACAAAAAUGAUCCAUCAGAUUCAUGCAACAAACUGCAGAUUUGCUUUGUUAUAUUAUGCCACUUUGCAUUAAUUUACACAGUUCUUCUUAUUUUUUUUUAUUAAUGGAUGUGUCAGGUCUGGCAACACAGAAACACAGAGUAUCUUUAAAGUCCACUGUUUCAGUAAUUAUGCUUUGAAAAAGGUGUGAGCAAUCCCAGAUUAGCCAUAGUUCUCUCUCCGUCUGCCUCAGGGUUGCAUGUGAAGUUGUCUGUUAAAGUUCUAAAGAGAGCCCUUUUCAUUAAGUCCCUUCUUAUUCAAACAGCUAGCACAGCCCAUCCUACCAGCUCCUGUGGCUUCAACCUUUAACACUAACUGGAGCCUCUUUUAUGAUUGUCAGAUAUUUGGAAUGUACAUUUAUGUUUCCUUGUAGUGGGGAAAAAGUACGUCUCCUUUUUUAAGAAGUUAAUUUGUUUUUUUGUGCGGCAUCUCGGCACCUGUUAGCUCUUUUUCAUCCUGAUACUAAACACGCCUCCUCUUGACCAACAAGUUUUUACAAGCCCCUGUACGAUUUGAUGCAGAGAUGCCAUAAAAUAAAAAUUUACCUUUUUUAUUACCUUUUAAAAAAAACAACCUGGGAUCAAGCCCCCUUUCAGACAAAAUGGCGAUUAUCACCUUAAUCAAGUCUUUUCAUGUUGAAAUGGAUCAUCGUCACAUGUAAUAUGUAAAUACUUUUUCUAUACCAGCCGUGUGCUGUCACUUUGCAUACUGUAUAUCAGCAGAAUUGGUAACCAAAGUUUUAUGAGUAUCAGUUGAGGCCACUACAUCCUCAUAUUGUAUCCACUGAAUAUUGUUUCAGCAUUGUUUUUACUUGCAGCUAGUAUAGAAUAAGUCAGAGUUGCUGUCUCUUCUAAACUGCGGGGCUUAAAAAGUCCGAAUCGUUUCUUUCUCUCAUUUCUUCGCUUUUGUCUUUGAGGCAAGUUGAAGCUGUUUGUUCGAGCAGUAAUAUGUGUCAGUUCAUCACUUUGUAAAGAAAUGUAAAUUAUAUUUUAAUAUAAAGCCAAAAAAAAAAGACACUUAACUGGCGCAGCAUUUGUCAAGUCUAAACCGUGACGUGUUUGCCUAUAUACUGUUCUUUGGCGAUCUAGCAGUGAAGACUUUUUGCAGUGUUAAGGGUUUAGAGACUGUUUUACAGGAAGUUUCUAUACAUAUUUUGUUCGUCCUUACUCUGCGUAUGUCUACCUGAUUAUUUCUCUAACUGUAAGCAUUUAAAUACAAGGUGGAAAUAGUCACUAAUGCUUAGUGAAUCACUACACUGGGACUGUGCGGAGGCUAAUUGGAGAAGGAGGACAUCAGUUCUUGGACACUGACAAGCCAGUGUUGACACAGCACGUUUAGAUGAGCCAUGGCAGUUGUACAGUCAGACUGUGUGUGUGUGAAAUUUUAUCACCCCCGUCAUUGUCUUGGAUGUGUUGUCUAAGCACAUUUCAGUAAUGUAAUUCACCAGCCGCCAGGAUGCUCAGCAUCUAUCUUCACAUCUAACUUGUCCAACAAAUCUGCAAUUACUGCGUGUGUGAUGAAUACAGUUCCCUUCAUGACGAAGUCCGGGCCUGAUAGUUGUGUACGACUCGUGUCGGUAACACACAUGCGCUUCGUUCAAGGGUUUAUAUGUUUAUCCCUGAGUUAUGGGGGAAAAUUGUUACAUCUCACAACUGUACUUUUUAUGUCACUCAUUACUAUUCAGUGUCAAGGACGUGUGAGUGUGUGUGUGUGUGUGUGUGUGUGUGUGUGUGCGUGUGUGAGUUAGACUGGGUGUGUGCGUAACUCCCUGUCACUCUGACUGAAUGGUUUUCUUUUGAACCAAGAACAAUAGACUUCUGUACUUGUGAAUGGUUUUUCUAUUUAGUUCCUUGAUUCAAUGUUCCUUGCCUUUCUGCAAGUCAAAAAUGCUGUAUUUAUUACAUGCCACAGCGCUUAUGCAAUUGUAUAAUCCUUUUAUUGUUUGUUUGUUUUUUUCUUCUGUUUGUUUUUUUAACCUUUUGUGUUCCUUAUCGUCAAUGUAAAUUGUUGUCAAAACUUUUGUGGCAAUGGAAAAACUUCUGCUAAAGGAGAUUUUCUGUACUUUUUGGACAAUGAUAUGGAUUUGUGGGUAGAAUUUUGGAAAUUCGUUUCUAAGUGCUUUCAAGUAUUUACUUGGCCUUAUGUAUAUAUAUCUAUCUAUGACAUUUCAGAAAGGUAUGUAUAGUAAUUCAACCUGAAAUUGUUGUAAAUAAAUUAUAUAUUGUUAAAUCAAGGACUGGAUCUUUCACUUGAAACAUUAAGUGGUGUUGUUAAGGGUUUGAUUUUAAG
This is a messenger RNA of Epinephelus moara (kelp grouper), 7026 nucleotides long. RefSeq names its product unc-5 netrin receptor A (gene unc5a). Gene Ontology annotation, molecular function: netrin receptor activity; protein binding. The record is from RefSeq and is a predicted model, not a curated record. Gene Ontology annotation, biological process: netrin-activated signaling pathway; anterior/posterior axon guidance. The coding region runs from base 475 to 3210 and encodes 911 amino acids. Gene Ontology annotation, cellular component: membrane. The transcript has 16 exons. Lineage: Eukaryota; Metazoa; Chordata; Actinopteri; Perciformes; Serranidae.